CGGAAGCGAUGCUGUGUCAUUAGGACUAGCUUGACAGUGGUGUGAAGAUGGCGGCGUACAGUCGCACUCAGCUGCUGCUGCUGUUAUCGUUACUGUGUCUCUGCGGCUCCGGCUCUGUCCUCGGCUUGAAGGUUGCCAGCGGCCCGGCCGAGCCGCCCAACCCGCCCGUCCUCAGAGCCGCCGAUCCCCCGGCCAAGGAUGCACCUGCCGCCGUUGCUGCUGCCGCCGCCGCUGGGGCCUCACAGCCUCGAAGGGCGACCGGUUGGAAGCUGUCGGAGGAGGAGGCCUGCCGGGAGGACCUGACCCGCUUCUGCCCCAAACACACCUGGACCAACAACCUGGCCGUGCUGGAGUGCCUGCAGGACCGCAGAGAGGAAACUGAGAUUGCUCCCGACUGUAACCAUCUCCUCUGGAACUAUAAACUCAAUCUGACCACCGAUCCAAAGUUUGAGUCGGUGGCCACGGAGGUCUGCAAGAGCACCAUCGCUGAGAUAAAGGAGUGUAACGAGGAGGAGCGAGGGAGGGGCUACCUGGUGUCCUGCCUGGUGGAUCACCGCGGCAACAUCAGCGAGUACCAGUGUAACCAGUACAUCACCAAGAUGACCAGUAUCAUCUUCAGCGACUACAGACUGAUCUGCGGCUUCAUGGACAAAUGUAAAGAAGACAUCAACAACCUGCACUGCGGCAGCAUCAACAUAGGACACAAGGACGUCCACUCCCAGGGUGAAGUGAUCGCCUGCCUGGAGAAGGCAUUGGUGAGGGAGGCGGAGCAGCAGGAUCAUGUUCGUCCAAUCAAAGAGGAGUGUCAGAGGUCAAUCCUGCGGGUGGCGGAGCUGUCGUCAGACGACUUUCACCUCGACCGGCAUCUUUACUUCUCCUGCCGAGACGACCGCGAGAGAUUCUGUCAGAACACUCAGGCGGGAGAAGGGAAAGUCUACAAGUGUCUGUUCAAUCACAAGUUUGAAGAGGCCAUGUCAGAAAAGUGCCGUGACGCUCUGACCACCCGUCAGAAGCUGAUCUCUCAGGACUACAGAGUCAGCUACUCUCUGGCUAAAGCCUGUAAGCUGGACCUGAGGAAGCAGCGCUGCAGCCUGGACACCAACCUGCCGCGAGCCCGCGAGGCCCGGCUGUCGUAUCUGCUGCUGUGCCUGGAGGCUGCUGUGCACCGCGGUCGACCGGUCAGCGGGGAGUGUCAGGGCGAGAUGCUGGACUACCGGCGGAUGCUGAUGGAGGAUUUCUCUCUGAGUCCAGAGAUCGUGCUGCACUGCCGGACGGAGAUCGAGGCUCACUGCUCCGGCCUGCACCGCAAAGGCCGCACGCUGCACUGCCUGAUGAGAAUCGGACGCGGCGACCGCAGCACCACCGUCGACAGCGUCUGCCAGAGCGCCCUGCAGACUUUGAUCCAGUCCGCCGACCCCGGAGCCGACUACCGGAUCGACCGAGCGCUCAACGAGGCCUGCGAGUCCGUCAUCCAGACCGCCUGCAAACACAUUCGCAACGGAGACCCAAUGAUCCUGUCAUGCCUGAUGGAGCAUCUGUACACAGAGAAGAUGGUGGAGGACUGUGAACACCGGCUGUUGGAGCUGCAGUAUUUCAUAUCCAGAGACUGGAAACUGGACCCCGUCCUGUAUAAGAAGUGUCAGGGCGACGCUGCUCGACUGUGCCACACGCACGGCUGGAACGAGACCAGCGAGCUGAUGCCGCCGGGCGCCGUCUUCUCCUGCCUCUACCGCCACGCCUACCGCACAGAGGAGCAGGGUCGCCGGGUGAAUCCAAACGAGCAGUUAUCUCGGGACUGUAAGGUGGAGGUGCAGAGGAUUCUCCACCAGAGGGCGCUGGAUGUGAAGUUGGACCCCGAGCUGCAGAAACGCUGCAUGACCGACCUCGGCAAGUGGUGCAGCGAGAAGACGGACGCUGGACAGGAGCUGGAGUGUCUGCAGGAUCAUUUGGAGGACCUGGUCUCUGCCUGCAGGGACGUCGUGGGCAACCUGACCGAGCUGGAGUCAGAGGACAUCCAGAUCGACGCUCUGCUCAUCAGAGCCUGUGAGCCGGUCACCCAGGCCCACUGCCAUGAUGUAGCUGAUAACCAGAUCGAUACAGGUGAUCUCAUGGAGUGUUUGGUUCAGAAUAAACACCAGAAGGAGAUGAACGAGAAGUGUUCAGUCGGCGUCACACACUUCCAGCUGGUUCAAAUGAAGGAUUUCAGGUUCUCCUAUAAGUUCAAGAUGGCCUGUAAGGAGGACGUUCUCCGCUUGUGUCCAAACAUCAAGAAAAAGGUGGAUGUGGUCAUCUGUCUCAGCACCACGGUGAGGAACGACACGCUGCAGGAGGCGAAGGAGCAGCGGGUUUCACUGAAAUGUCGUAAACAGCUGCGGGUGGAGGAGCUGGAGAUGUCGGAGGACAUUCGGUUGGAACCAGAGUUGUACGAUCCCUGUAAGUCCGACAUCAGUCGUCUGUGUCCCAACGUGGCCUUUGGUAACGCUCAGAUGAUCGAGUGUCUGAAGGAGCAGAAGAAGCAGCUCAGUCAGCGCUGCCACCAGCGGAUCUUCAGGCUGCAGGAGGUGGAGAUGACCGACCCCGAGCUCGACUACCAGCUGAUGAGAGUCUGCAAGCAGAUGAUCAAGCGGUUCUGUACUGACGCGGAUGCCAGAAACGUCCUUCAGUGUCUGAAACAGAACAAGAACAGCGAGCUGAUGGAUCCCAAGUGUAAACAGAUGAUCACCAAGAGACAGAUCACCCAGAACACAGACUACAGGUUGAACCCGGUGUUGAGAAAAGCUUGUCGAGCCGAUAUCCCAAAGUUCUGUCAGCCCAUCCUGAACAAGGCGAGCGAGGACAGCGAGCUGGAGGGUCAGGUCGUCGCCUGCCUCAAACUCAAAUACGCCGACCAGAGGUUGUCUCCAGAUUGUGAAGACCAGAUCAGAGUGAUUCUUCAGGAGUCAGCGCUCGACUACAGACUGGACCCACAGCUGCAGAUGCACUGCUCAGACGAGAUCUCCAGGUUGUGUGCGGAGGAGGCAGCAGCUCAGGAGCAGACCGGUCAGGUGGAAGAGUGUCUGAAAGUUAACCUGCUGAAAAUCAAACAGGACGGCUGUAAAAAGGAAGUCCUGAACAUACUGAAGGAGAGUAAGGCGGACAUCUUUGUGGACCCGGUCCUCCACACAGCCUGCGCUCUGGACCUCAAACAUCACUGUGCUGCCAUCACACCCGGCAGAGGACGACAGAUGUCGUGUCUGAUGGAGGCGCUACAGGACAAGAGAGUUCGUCUGCAGCCUGAGUGUAAGAAAAGACUUCAAGACCGCAUCGACAUGUGGAGCUAUGCUGCAAAGGUGGCGCCAGCAGAGGGCUUCUCAGACCUGGCCGUGCAGGUGAUGACAUCGCCCUCCAAGAACUACAUCUUGCUCAUGAUCACACUGAGCGUGUGCAUCCUCUUCCUGGUGGGGCUGCUGUGCGGUCGGAUCACCAAGCGAGUGACGAGAGAACUGAAGGACCGGUAGAGGACGAGCGCUCAGACACUUGGGAAAAGACUGACUCCCCGCACCUUCCUCCUCUUCUUCUUCUUCUUCUUCCCCUUCCUCUUCCUCCUCCUCCUUCUCCUCCUCCUCUUCCUCCUCUCUCAGAUGCCCGGUCUGUAACCAGCCAACCUGCACAGUGCCAACGCCAGUUCAUACAUCUGGAACUCAUCUGGCUGCCCCCCCCACUCCCUCACGAAAACCUUUCAUCUCUAUUUGGGCAUUUCCAAACUUCGAGAGAGCACUGUCUGCCUGAUUGGAGUGUUUGUCCUUGAUGAUCAUAUUUUUCCCCCAAGAAAACCUGCUUUUGCCGAGGAUGACGUUUGGGGUUGGAUGAGAGGUCGUCCGGCAUCCUUUUAAGCGCUGUUCAUGAUGUGACUGAGGGCUGCUGCUUCUGAGUUUAGGAUUGCUUUCCACUCGUUGAGUCCUGAUGCUUUUUGUGAUAUUUAACGGAGACUGGAGCAUGUAGAGCAACAGGAAAUUAUUUCUUUCUAAGUGACUGCGGCUGCCUGAAUCGCACUCGGAGCAACUUGAAAUCUUGGGGCAAACUUUGGGGUUGAAUUCUGUGACGUUCCUGUUGCUUUUAAACAUUUUCUCAUCAAUCACGAAGUCCCGUCCUCUUCACUCCUGUGCAGGAUCACAACCAGCUUGCCAGGUACGGCUCUCUACAAUCCAAAACUUGAGGUGGCUGAACUGGUCCAAAUGUAAAGAUUCUUCUGGAUAUUUUCACCAUGACCUGUUUAGUCCCCAAUCCCUGUUCUCUGUUGCCUUUAAUGAACCAACACAAUCUGUCACAUAACACACAGAGGCUUCAUUUUCCGCGUUUUAACACCGAACAGUGCGGCAAGUUUUCUUUGUUUUGUGAGGGAGGAAGUCUUUGAAUGUGUUAUCCAAAUUAACAAACAUGAGACUGGUUUUCACAUAAUAGGAAGUUCCCUUUUUUUCAAAUGCCUGAUCACUUAUGUAUCGAUGACAUGCAAGAGAUCAGACCACGCUAUUAAACCUGCAGUGAGCUGCUAACCCACUGAAAUGCUUUCCCUCAGGCCGUUCACUCUGCAGGCCUUCGAGCCCAGUUCUAAAUUUCUGGCCCUGAUCUAAUUAUUUGAUGUUUGUUUCCACCUACUUCUAAAGUCCCAUCCUGCAUUUACACUCAAAACAACCUGCAUGUAAAAUGUGCACAUGCAAGUCACAGGUAAUCAUUUCAGUUUUUAAAAUGCCAUUUCACACAGGGUUGAAAGAUAAUAGCCUAUUCUCUUUAAAUUAGCCUAGCUUAGCAUAAAGACUGGAGGCAGGGGGAAACAGCUAGCCUGGCUCUGUCCAAAGUUAAUAAAAACACCUCUGAAGCUCACUAAUUAAAACACUGUGUCUCGUUUGUUUGAUUCAUACAUAAACAGAAAUGUAAAAACAACUAUUUGUGGUUUCACGGGGAGUUACGUACUGGAAUAAUGUUUUGGCCAACAACUGCCGGGUGCAGUGACCUACUGGAGGCGUCAUGGGUCAACACCGCGAGGUUGCCAGGCAACCAGCAGAGACGCUGCACAGGAGCGCUGGACUGACUGAUAAACUGUUUAUUUCUGUUCAUGUACGGAUUAAACAAACGAGAUAUAAUGUGUUAACCAGUGAUCUUUAGAGGUGUUAGGCAGGUGUAUUUUUAACUUUGGACAGAGCCUGGCUAGCUGUUUCUCCCAGCUUCCAGUCUUUAUUAUAAGUUAAGCUAAUCGCCUCCUAACUCCAGCUCUUAUAAACCCACUGUACGCCACCUGUCCUGCACCAAACAGCUUUUACUGUUGCCCCCAAGUGGCCAAACAAAUCUACUAAAGCAGCUUCAAGUGGUCUUGACUGCGGUGGGCGGGGCCUGUGGGCCACAGUGAGGCUCUACUAUCUAGUUGGGAAGCACCAAGUGCAGCAGUCAGGGUGAAUCUGGGUGACUGGACUAUUCUGAUCUGUGUGUUUAGAUCAAAGUUGCAUAUGACUGAUUAUCUGAUUCAGAUAAUUCAGAUUUAUUUCUACAUAUGACUAUAUCGCCUGAAGCUUGAGCUGACUAAUAUCUAUGUACAUUUUCAUUUACAUUAUAUAUACAUACGAGCAAAAUAUCUGUACUGGGUCUGUUUUUAAUUUCGACGUUAAACUAACUUGACAUUCAGAAGGAAGUUUCAGUGUCCCAUCAUCUAAAUGCUGUUUCAGAGGCACUGUUAUCCAAACAACUGCUGAUGAGUAUCAGAUGCAUCAAAUAUUAGUUAUAUUGAAGUUAAGUUACAGAAGAAGUUUGGCUUUAUGCGGACAUUACAACAAAAUCCCAUGAGUCAAUUUUGGGAAACCCAGAUGGAAAAUUAUCGCUCAGUAUUUUACAGAUAUUCAAGCCAUAAACAUAUUAUUGUUUUUGUUUCAGGCAAAUGACUUGUAACUUUAAUUGUAACUACAGAGAUGCAAACAUUAGUUAGCAUUUCAGUUGUUUUUGCUGAUUGAAUUUUUUAUUUUGCACUUUAACUUGAUGUACGUUUGUCGUUGACAUCAGCUGAUGGACAAUGAGCCUCAUUCAUCUCAUUCAUUUGUAAAAAGAUUUCUAAAAAGUAACCACAGCUUCCUUUUUAGCAAAUGUUUUGCAGCUUUUGGUUGUAUAUUAAUAUUUGUGAAUGAUUUGAAAACAGAAAAAAAGUUAUGGAUGCAGCAUUUACACUAUAUUUUCUGCUCAUUUACAAAAGUUAAUGAAGCUCAAGUUGCAAAUCAUUUGGAAACACAUUCUCGAAAGAUUUUGAGUGUGUAAAAAAGAAACGUCCUCUAUCUGAAAGCCGAGCCGAAGCCGUCGGCUCGCUGCUUUGAGCUUUUCUAAAUGAUCUUUAUGUUCCUGUAUGUGUCUGCUGAAAUCAGAUGUUGAAUCAGAGCGAUUUAACAGGAAAUAAACACAGCUAUCAUAACUAGUUUUGUACGUAAGUCUCUACGUGUACAAACUUUAUCGGUGUGCAGGUUUUUUUUUCUUUUUACAUUAUGCCAUGUAAUAUGAAGCUGUAACAGAUUUAUCAUUGUGAGAUUUGAUUUUGCUGUACAGAUAAAAUUUGUCAAUUUAAUAAAACUGUCUGCAGAUUUUCAUA
Siniperca chuatsi (mandarin fish) is the source of this 6601-nucleotide messenger RNA. Its product is annotated as Golgi apparatus protein 1-like. Gene Ontology annotation, cellular component: Golgi membrane. The transcript has 27 exons. The coding region runs from base 48 to 3497 and encodes 1149 amino acids. The record is from RefSeq and is a predicted model, not a curated record. Gene Ontology annotation, molecular function: fibroblast growth factor binding. Lineage: Eukaryota; Metazoa; Chordata; Actinopteri; Centrarchiformes; Sinipercidae.